UUUCACACUCCCCUCUUUUCUCUUUUUCCUUAAUUUCUUGGCUUUGUAUAUAUCUAAUCCCCUAAUCUCUUCUGCGUCUGUCCAACCUCUUCUCACCUUCCAAUUUCCACCACCACCACCACCCUUCUUUUUAACUUUUAUAAAUUUCCAUUACCCAAAAAAUUCCCAUUUCCUGAUCUUAAUUUCUUAACAUUUCUUUCUCAUAUCCAAACCCCACAUGCACUCAUCCAUGGAUUCCCAAGAGCCUUCAAAUCCACCCCCUCCAUCAUUACCAAGCUUAUUACCACCUUCAUUGCCAAUAUCCCAAAACCCUCCUAAUUGCCUCUUUACACCCUCUCUUCCAUCAUCUUCUAUCCAUCCUCCUCUUCCUCCUCAUCAUCCUCCUCCUCUCGAUGUCCCGCAAAUCCUCCAUGAUAUCGAUUGGGUUGGUCUCUUAUCCGGACAACUUGGUGGGUUUGGUGAGCUAAUGAAUAAACCCAGGAUGCAAAAUGGUGAAGGUGAUCAUGAAGAAAAAGGUGGCAAAAGGAAAGGUGGGAGGAUGAGCAAAACAUGCCGGCCGAGGUUUGCUUUCCAGACUAGGAGCGUUGAUGAUAUUCUUGAUGAUGGUUAUCGAUGGAGAAAAUAUGGCCAGAAAUCUGUCAAGAAUAGCCUACAUCCCAGGAGCUACUAUCGCUGCACACAUCCCACAUGCAAUGUGAAGAAGCAGGUGCAGAGACUAUCAAAGGACACAAGCAUCGUGGUGACGACGUAUGAGGGAAUCCAUAAUCAUCCCUGUGAGAAGCUCAUGGAAACCCUAACUCCUCUCCUCAAGCAAAUGCAGUUUCUCAGUAGGUUUUAACAACAUUAAUCAUUACUCUCUUGCAUAUCUAUAUAUAUAUAUAUAUAGAUCUCUCUCUCUCUCUCUCUCUCUCUAUAUAUAUAUAUAUAUAGAUUUCUCUCUCCCUCUCUCUCUCUCUCUCUCUCUCUAUAUAUAUAUAUAUAUAUAUAUAUCUCAACACACACAAGUCAUGAAGUCACUUCUAAUCCAAAAUAAGCAAGAAAAUAGUAUAUGAAAAAGUUUCUUUUCAUAUCCUGGCAAGUUGUACUUAUUUAAUCACAUUUAAUUACCUGUGCAUGUUAAUUUGUGAACUUUACGUUUCAAAAUUUGUUGUUAACAAUAUUAUCGUAUAUAUACUUGACCUGAUCUCUUUUUUAC
Messenger RNA from Ziziphus jujuba (common jujube), 1195 nucleotides. RefSeq names its product probable WRKY transcription factor 24. Gene Ontology annotation, biological process: regulation of DNA-templated transcription. The coding region runs from base 218 to 838 and encodes 206 amino acids. The transcript has 2 exons. Lineage: Eukaryota; Viridiplantae; Streptophyta; Magnoliopsida; Rosales; Rhamnaceae. The record is from RefSeq and is a predicted model, not a curated record. Gene Ontology annotation, molecular function: sequence-specific DNA binding; DNA-binding transcription factor activity.